Molecule: messenger RNA, 833 nt
Organism: Rubroshorea leprosula
Lineage: Eukaryota; Viridiplantae; Streptophyta; Magnoliopsida; Malvales; Dipterocarpaceae
Source: the annotation of a GenBank genome assembly
UCUUCUUCUUCCUUGGCACACUCACUCCCAUUCCUAUAGCUUCGCCAAAAAAGACUCUGCGAUAGCAGGUUCAGAAUGGUGGGUACUACUUUGAGCUUCAAUCUGGUGGGUGCUUUCGGGGGCCUUUCUGUGUCGUCAAGCUCAUCUUCAUCCUUCUUCAAAGGUGAUGGCAGACCCAUCAUCGUGCGUUCCAGAACGAUUAGCGUUUCGUUUCCGCAUAAGUCGCCGUUCCCAUUGACCAUUGAAUCGGCGCAUAAGAAGGGAAGCGGAAGUACCAAAAACGGUCGCGAUUCUAGAGGCCAACGCCUCGGCGUCAAGAUCUUCGGUGACCAGUUGGCCAAACCUGGUGCUAUCAUUGUAAGGCAGCGAGGAACCAAGUUCCAUCCGGGGAAAAAUGUGGUGCUUGGGAAGGACUAUACCAUCUUUUCCUUGAUUGAUGGUCUCGUGAAAUUUGAGAAGUUUGGACCUGACAAGAAGAAGAUAAGUGUUUACCCAAGAGAGGCACAGCCUGAGAACCCCAACAGCUACAGAGCAAGGAAGAGAGAGUACUUCAGGAUGCGAAGAGAACGAAGAAACGCAAAACAGGAAGGCAUUGUUGCUCAACCAGAAUUAGUACUUGCUUCAGCAGCUGAUGCCACAGAUGCGAGUACAAUUUGCUAAUUUUGAAAACUGACCAUCUGCUUUUUCUUCCUUUACAUUGUACUAAAAUGAGGCUGUCAAGCCAAUAUUUUUUCAUUGUAAUCAAAAUACACUUGAUUUGAAGUUAGGCAUUUCUGUUUCUCAAGUGCAAGCUUGAUUUUAUGCCCAGGAAUGAAUAAAUCGGUUCUCAUGUC